AUGCCUGUCCCUCCCCAGCUGGAGUACAGCUUCACUUUACAUGUCGACUUAGAUCAUCCUCUUGAAAUUGGCUCUACUGUCUCCGGAGACAGAAGAUUCAUCCCCAUUACCGACGGCAGUAUAUCCGGGCCUAAGUUGAACGGCAAGAUCAUACCAAAUUCGGGAGGUGACUGGAACACGGUGCGUUCAGAUGACGUGGUGCAUCUCUAUGCACGAUACUCGAUCCAAGCCGAUGAUGGAACCAUGAUCGGCAUUAUCAACGAAGGCUACGGCCGAGCCAGUCAGAAGGCCAUGAAGUUCGUAUUUGAAGACGCGGAUCCCUCCUCCACGUCAAUGGCAAAUGGGGGCAAGGACUGGUACACGCGCACCAAUCCUAGAUUUGAAGUUUUCCACAGAGAACAAGGAUAUAUCUACUUGAUAUCUAUGAAUUUGGCUUUUUUGGUCCAAAGAGAAAGUAUAACGGAUAGAUCUUCCGGUAGCAAUCAAGAUCGAGCGCGGAAAAAGCUCCGACUGCUCGACUAUCAUGACGCCUAUUACGCUGCCUUCCUUUGUAGGACGCUCUGA
Molecule: messenger RNA, 564 nt
Organism: Penicillium atrosanguineum
Lineage: Eukaryota; Fungi; Ascomycota; Eurotiomycetes; Eurotiales; Aspergillaceae
Product: DUF3237 domain-containing protein
Exons: 1
Coding region: 1-564 (187 amino acids)
Source: RefSeq, a predicted model, not a curated record